GAGUGCGCGCGACUCUGACGGACGCACACGCGCUGCGCGCGUGUGCGCCCGCAUUUCUCGAAAUCGCGGCAACCAUGAUGCUGUACCUCGAGGCGCCGUUCGGGCUCGUGAGCGCAGACCUCGAGAACCCCUUACACUUGGCGCUGCAGCAGCAGCUACGGGAGCCACACAACCGACAGGUACCACGACGCCACCAAGUCCGGAUCUGGACGACCGCCUGUCGGCUGCAGCGUUCCGGCGCAGAUCCGCAGCGACUCGCACGUUUCUGCGAAGACACUCUUCACUACAAGCCAACCUGUCCCGUGGAAUAUUUGCGCAUCAUGCGCCGGCCAUCCCGACCGUCUCAACUCAUCCUGCCUCUCCAUGAACGCAUCCAGACAUCGCAAAUGACCGAACCCAUAUCCUUCCAACAAUUCUGCGAACAACUCGUAGAAGCCGAUCAAAAUGCCGCCGUCCGUGGACGUAAACCCGGAUCCGGCUCCGACGGGCUCAGUGUCGUUGGCGAGGUCGAUGUCGUUGGUCAGGUCGACGUCUUAAGUGAAUUGAACAAACCCUGGCGCGGCACCGCACCAGUAGGUACCGUCGCUGCCGGGCGAUUCGGGGUUCGAAACGCUGUGCCGAAGGACCCCCGAACGAAACGCCGCCGUGGUAAAGGCGCCUCAGGGAAACACACAACGGAGAAGAAACGGCGUCCUGCUGCCAAGAAGAGUGUCGCCAAGAACCGGGCCACUGAGGAUCGAGCCAUUAAGGAUCGGGCCAUUAAGGACCGGACUAGCAAGGACGACCGGACCAGCAAGGACGACCGGACCAGCAAGGACGACCGGACCAGCAAGGACGACCGGACCAGCAAGGACGACCGGACCAGCAAGGACGACCGGACCAGCAAGGACGCGCAUACAGAUUCCUUCACGAUGCAAGAAUCGGCGGCCAUGUUCGACCCCGCGGGCAUCUUCAGCAGAGCGGCUAUGCUUAAUUUGGCAGCCGUGGUCGGCCCCGCCGUUGCGCUCGGUUCGGGCUCGGUCGCUUCCGGCUUUGCGCCUGCAGGUGGGUCGGUGGCUGCGGGUGGCGCGGGUUCGGAGCUGUGUUGGUUGGAGGAGGCGUGUCGCGCGGCGGCGCGUGUGCAGAUGGGUGCGUUGUUGAGGUCCGUGGUUCGAAUCGCGGCGACGACGGCGGCGGGGGGUGCGGUGCCAAGUCAGCGACUGGAGGCGUUGCCUCGGACGCGUGCCGCAUUAGUGGCAGCACUGCAGGAGCGCGCCAGUACGCAAACAGCAGAGACCUGGAUAGCGGACACACUACGUCCUGCAGCGCCAUGGCUCGGGCCCGCCCUCGGCCUAUUUGACGGUCCGUCCGCCAGUACGUUACUCAGUCGCUGGCUUAGCGGGGCCGCAGACGAGACAGUCCCCUUGUCUCAAGCGCAACAGACGACUGUGCCUGUCCUGGUUGCGCUCCUAUCCGCGUACACUCUCAGUGGGGCCCCACUCAUCCCCGAACACACACUUCCUCAGGUCGCAGAAUUCCUUAAAUACGUCGAAGUCGGCCCUCUCGAUUUGAGGAACUGGGACCCAGCAGAGGAGCCGGAAAAAGGCCACGUGGACCAGAGACGGCGGCAACACAUCCUUGUAGCUGCCCAAGUGCUCAAGUUCAUGCACAUCGAGCCACACCUUCUGGUCGACUUUUUGCUAGGCUCACUCAGCGCAGCCGAGCUUCAUGAUCUGCUGCCGCCACACGUUCGACACGACCCCCUCCCCGCUCACACACACGACCCCGUGCGUUGGAAACAAACCCUCUUGCGCUCCCUCAAUAUCGCCGGCGAGGACCACCCCCACGACUUGUGUCAAAAUUCAGCCACCCCGGAAUUUCCAUUGGAUGUGAGCUUACCUGUAGACCUUUCCGCCAAGUCUUGUUAG
Messenger RNA from Gregarina niphandrodes, 1907 nucleotides. RefSeq lists its product as hypothetical. The annotation marks the transcript as partial. The record is from RefSeq and is a predicted model, not a curated record. The transcript has a single exon. NCBI's taxonomy places the organism in Eukaryota, Apicomplexa, Conoidasida, Eugregarinorida, Gregarinidae.